AUGGUGCUUCAACCCCAGUACAAGAGGGAGCACCGAAUGGCGGAUAAGGAACAUGUUGAUCAGAAGAAGUACCUUGAAGAGUUUUGCAAGCCAAAAUGUGUAAAACCAUUUCUCCAGUACCAGGCAUGUCUUCAGAGGAUCCAAGGCGAUGCAAGCGGGCACAUGCAUUGUACAGGACAAUAUUUUGAUCACUGGUCUUGUGUGGACAAAUGUGUUGCACCAAAGCUCUUUGAAAAACUGAAGUGA
Messenger RNA from Fragaria vesca subsp. vesca, 246 nucleotides. RefSeq names its product cytochrome b-c1 complex subunit 6-like. Lineage: Eukaryota; Viridiplantae; Streptophyta; Magnoliopsida; Rosales; Rosaceae. The coding region runs from base 1 to 246 and encodes 81 amino acids. Gene Ontology annotation, biological process: mitochondrial electron transport, ubiquinol to cytochrome c. The record is from RefSeq and is a predicted model, not a curated record. The transcript has 4 exons.